AUGGCGAGUACGAAAGAGUUCUGGUCGAAGAAGACACUCAUCGGCCUCGCCCUUGGCCAGUUCGUCUCCCUUCUGAUCACUUCCACCUCUUUUUCCUCGUCGGAACUCGCCAGAAGAGGUAACGUGCCUAGCCAUUAGUCUUAUCGGCUCUUGGGGAUUUCGAAAGAUGAUCUCCAAUCGGAGCAGAUGUUUCCCUCUUCUUGGAUGCCCGCCUGUGCUCUACAGCCUCGCGAGGGUCUGGCGGGUGGUCGGAUUUAAUCAUCCGGAUUCUGAGGAUUACUCCAUUCAUUCUCUUCUUCUUCUUCUUCUCGGUGUGCCCACAGGAGUCGACGCUCCCACGUCACAGUCCUUUCUGAACUACGUUCUCCUGGCGGUUAUUUAUGGGUCUGUCAUGCUCUACCGGAAGAGAGGUCUCCAGGUUAGCAUCUGUUCCUUCGCUCUUAUCUGUUCCCUUCUGCCACUUUUGAUCCGACGGACUCGUUGCGGAGGAGAUUCUUUCAUACGAAUAAAGGCUUUAAUAGAUCAUGUAGAUGAAAACUUUUUCUGGUGGGCCUGUUCGUUGUCUGUAGUUUUUCUGUGUGAUUUUGCUUCUCAAACACUUCUGCUCAUGCCGGAGACAGUUCUAAGGGACGACGCUAGCAGUGAUUACCGUUGAUAAUAGGAUAGCUUCCCCUCCUGGCCACCAAGCCGAGGAUCAAAUUUCAUCAUCAGCAGAAUCCUCUGGUCAUUCUCCAGGAAACUGAUGCUUGGGUACUAUUAUCUGCAGAUGAAAUGGUACUACUACUUGAUACUGGCUACCAUUGACGUCGAGGCCAACUUCCUCGGUGAGUACAUAUUUGCAAUGAGCCGAGAUGAGAUUCAAUGUUCUAUCCGAUCUAGCUGUAGAUAUCUAUAACUCAAUCACUCUUAUAUUGGCUUGAUGAAGCCCAUCAUUGAUAAAAGUCGUCGAUGAAUAUAUGGGGAAAAAAGGAGUCUCCCAGCGAAAUGGGAAGAUCUACAGAUGAUUUAUGCAGAUUAAUCUGACUCAUGGGUAGUUUCUAGCUUUCAAAGUAUGGAUUUUUUUUUUCAAAGGCAUCUUAGUUAUUCAAUGCCUUUUUUUCCUCCUGUCUGAUCCUACGCAGUGGUGAAGGCUUAUCAGUACACAUCUAUGACGAGUAUUAUGCUGCUGGAUUGCUGGGUGAUCCCAUGUGUCAUCGUCUUCACCCUGGUCUUCCUGAAGACACGGUACAGAUACAGACACUACAUCGGUGUAGCAAUCUGUGUGGCUGGAGCGAUCUUGGUUGUGUUCUCGGAUGUUCAUGCAGACGGCCGAGAAAGUAAGCAAAAUUUCUACCAGAUCAAAUCUGAAACCAUAUCUUCUGUUUUUUUUUAAAUCUAUUUUCUUAUGACUGGAAGUUUUAUCUCAUAUCUGAUUUAUUGAAUUUUUUCUUUUUUCGUCCAAUUAUGGCAUGCAUUUUCUGUUUUCCUUUGUCCUGUGCCCAUGCUGAUCCUUGCUGCUGUUUUACUUAUCGCAUAAGCCUCCGGAGAAUUUCUACGUGUUCUUCUUUUCUUCAAAUACAGUUGAUUAGUUUCUCGAAAGUGUGUUUUUUUUAAAUUUUUCUUCGUAAUUUAAAGUGCUCAUCCUUCUUGGCUUUCAGAGGGGAGCAGUCCAGUGAAAGGGGAUCUCUUUGUGAUUGCUGCGUCCACGCUGUAUGCAGUCAGCAACGUCAGCGAGGUAGGGGCUUAAAGCUAUACAGAGAUAUGCGUAUUGACCAUGCUUUUGACAUCAAUCAUGAUCGAAAAGAGGCAGAAAAUUCUUGGCCCAUCGAGCCAAUGGAGAUAUACCCAGUGGGUAAAGAGGGCUCCCUCUGGAAGGAAAAAACUACUUGGUGGAAGACCCACCUUUGAGCGCAGGAUUUGAUAAAUUAGGUUUUGAAGAUAAUCAUAGAUGGAAUAUACCCUUCUUUUUUGGGGAAAAAUCACCCUUUUGGGUUGAACUACGAGUCGUAUGAGCGAGCAACAGGUUGAAGAAGCUCCGUGGCUUGAAGAUUAUUUGUCGUCGCUAGUCAAUCAUCUUUUACAGAUAAUCCCUCUGUUUCGUAGAACCCAGGGUCGCCAUAGCAUAUCAUCAAGCUACAUCUCGAUCGUCUUCCACUGAACUUUGCUUUCCGGUCUCUUCUUCUGCAGGAGUAUUUGGUGAAGGAAGGGAGCAGACUGGAGCUGAUGACGAUGCUGGGCAUCUUUGGAGCCGUAGUCAGCGCCAUCCAGAUGUAUCCUUAGUCUUGGUCGUACGCAGAUUUUUUUUUUUUUCAUUAAAUUCUGGGAUGGAGUUUACCUGAUCAAGAUGGAACAUCAGAACGCAAGUCAAAUCAAUUUUUGAUCCUUAACUACUUGUACAGAAGCAUAUUGGAACGGGACAAGCUUGCCUCUAUCCACUGGACUUCCGGCGCAGUUAGUCUUCUCCCUCCUCCUCCCCCUUGCUCCUUCUCCCCAAGAAUAAUAACCAACUGGGCAUGAUUUGUGUUCGUGGCAGACGCUGCCGUUCGUCGGGUUCUCGGUGGCGAUGUUCUUGUUCUACUCGACCGUGCCCAUCCUGCUGAAGGUCAACUUCCAGCGAGCCCAUUCCCUGCGGUUUCCUCUUCCUUUCUCCGGUCGCCGGCGGCGGCAAACUGAGUCAAAAAAAUUUCUUUGCAGAUGUCUGGGUCGGCCAUGCUGAACCUCUCGCUUCUCACCUCCGACAUGUGGGGCGUCUUGAUCCGCACCUUCGCCUACCACGAGAAGGUUUCUCUCUCCCGAGUAGAAAAGACGGCUCUUUUAUUCGAGAAAUUCACCCGUUUCCCCCGCAGGUGGACUGGAUCUACUUCAUAGCGUUUGCAGCCGUCGUCGUCGGCCUCGUGGUGUACUCUGGGUACUUCUCCCUGCUCUCUCAUGUCGAGGAGAGAGAAAGAGAGAGAGAGAAGAGAGAGAAAUGAGUUAUUCAGUUCGAUUCGUGGUGAAAUGGUGGCUUCUUGCUUGCAGGAGGAUGAAGGAAGGUGGAGCGAGAGUCCAAGUGGCGGAGAACGACGGCGCGGGUCAAGGGGAUUUGGAGGCGGUGGUCGGAUACCCGGUUGGGCCGUCGGUGCCGCCGGAGGAGGCGAGGUCGAAAGACAUCGCUGGGAAGGUCAACGGUGCCCUUCCAGCCGCGGCUUGA
Spirodela intermedia is the source of this 3169-nucleotide messenger RNA. Lineage: Eukaryota; Viridiplantae; Streptophyta; Magnoliopsida; Alismatales; Araceae. The record is from the annotation of a GenBank genome assembly.